AUGCUUGCAGACUCCAAUGGCAGUCCAUAUGCCGGCGGAGAUACACCUAAGCUCCGAACUGCGUGUGAGAACUGCAGACAGUCCAAGGUGAAAUGCAAUCUGUCCGGCAAGAGUGUCUGUACUCGCUGCCUGCGUCACGGUCUACAGUGCCAAUACGGGUUCGCAAACCGCUCCGGUAAACCAAAGGGCAGCAAGAACCGAGCUACCCUUCGCAAGCUAGGCCAGUUGCAAGAAGAAAAGCCAACUGUGCGUGGCUUCCGUGGUAGUCGGCUUGUGGCCCCCGUAGCCGACAUGGAGCCGCUAGUUGGGAAUAAUUACAGCGGUCAUAUUCCUGACUCUGUGAUUGAUGACGAUGUCUGCUUGUUAUCAAAUCAACCGGGCUUUUGGGAAAGUCCCAGUAGCUUCGCCAACACAACAACACUGGGGUCUUCUGUCUGUCCUGGACAGUUGACAACUGCGGAGCUCUCACCAUUUACGGACCUCGGAGAUCCAUGUCCGGCUCUACCGGCCGGCCUAGGGUAUCCGCACACGCCGGUGACGCCAACAUUCUUAUCCGGAGAAUUGACCGACGGAGUCGCCAGCCCGUCAUUGGCAGGCUCCGUCGCCUCGCCAUAUCCUCUUUCGCCAUGCGAAUGCAUAGACAUGGAGCUGUUCCACAUGAACCGACUAAACCAUCUGCUCGCCGGCUCCAUGCCCCUACGACUCGACCACAGCCUGCAGACAAUCAAAUGCACGUUCUGCGCCUGCCAGAUGUUCCUGCAGUGUACGAAAUGUGCCAAGGACGGCGCAAACCUGCUAAUGACCAUCUCGGUGCUCAACCUCACUCUCCAGCUGUUCGAGUACUGGGUGUCGCGCGAGACGGCUCGUGCACGCCCAGAACACGGCGUCGAUAUCCGCUACGGAUACUAUGAAAUAUGCCACGAGGAAAAUCGACAGAUACGCAAUUUCUUGCUCCGCGGUCUGCUGCUACAAUGCCGGGAUGUAUUGCUGGCUCUUAAAAGCACUGCUAGCGCGGCUGACGUUCAGAAUCCCAAGGGAGACCAUGAAGGACCGGCUGAGCCAAAACUAUCAGAUGAGAAUGGACAGUACUGGGUUCCUUCGGAGAAUGUUGGUCUACUCCCGGACUUGGAUGAGAUUCCAAGUGGUACCAGAAAUGAAGGCCUGCUUCCUAUCAUUGCAGGCUAUGAAGCUACUGUGUCGGCAUUCCUACAAUCGACUUCGUGGGGGGAGUGUAUGUGUGGAUCUGGACGAGCAAUGCAUAACGAAUCUCUUUGA
Messenger RNA from Penicillium bovifimosum, 1275 nucleotides. Its product is annotated as Zn(II)2Cys6 transcription factor domain-containing protein. Gene Ontology annotation, molecular function: transcription cis-regulatory region binding; DNA-binding transcription factor activity, RNA polymerase II-specific; zinc ion binding. Gene Ontology annotation, cellular component: nucleus. The transcript has 2 exons. Bases 1 to 1275 code for a protein of 424 amino acids. The record is from RefSeq and is a predicted model, not a curated record. NCBI's taxonomy places the organism in Eukaryota, Fungi, Ascomycota, Eurotiomycetes, Eurotiales, Aspergillaceae. Gene Ontology annotation, biological process: regulation of DNA-templated transcription.